Lingula anatina is the source of this 1446-nucleotide messenger RNA. RefSeq names its product X-box-binding protein 1-like. Gene Ontology annotation, cellular component: nucleus. Lineage: Eukaryota; Metazoa; Brachiopoda; Lingulata; Lingulida; Lingulidae. Gene Ontology annotation, biological process: regulation of DNA-templated transcription. The record is from RefSeq and is a predicted model, not a curated record. Gene Ontology annotation, molecular function: DNA-binding transcription factor activity, RNA polymerase II-specific; RNA polymerase II transcription regulatory region sequence-specific DNA binding.
ACGACCAAUAAGAAAUCGACACGACCGUCAGUAGCGAGAGUUAUAGGAGAGAGAAAAGCUGUGUGAAGGAUGUAGAAGUUUACAACUCCGAUUUUGAUGACCUACAAUCGGUUAAUCAAAUUUGUAUGUGUUCUGCACUGAUACUAAGAGUACGAAAAUGACUUCAUUGGGGCGGAGAACGAUUUUGAUCACCACUGUGCCACAGAAACCCACUAGCCCGGUGGUGAUGGAGGUCCCGGCCCAUGUUGUGGAGGAUGAGCCCCUGGAGCCGGGGCGAAAAAGACGAAGACUCACGCAUCUCACACAAGAGGAGAAGAUGCUGAGAAGAAAAUUAAAAAACAGAGUAGCAGCCCAAACAGCUCGAGACAGAAAGAAAGCAAGAAUGUCAGACCUUGAAGCAGAAUUGAAUACAAUGGAAAGAGAAAAUAAAAGACUACAGGCAGAAAAUAUUGCAUUAAGACAAAAAUCCAAUGCACUUUUUCAAGAAAAUCAGCAGCUAAAAGAACGUCUUGGACAGAAUCCAGAAGGUGUUGUCAUCCCAAAGAAAGAACAUUCAUCCCCUGAGUCCGCAGCACUCAACCUUCCUCAGCAGCAGGAAAAGAUGAUUGCUCUUUCUCUAUUGAUGACGCACUUAGUUGCCUGUCUAAUGACGUGGAAUAUGAUUUUCUUGGAUUGCUCCAACAACUACAGAAGGAAACGAGUGAUGAGCCAACAGAAGAGCCUGCUACAGAGUCCAGCACACAGCAACACAUUCCCCUGCAAACAGCCCCUACUAACAUGGUGGGGCCCACAACAGAAGAGCUGGAAUCCAUCAAUGAACUCAUAAAAUUUGAUCAUGAGUAUUUCAAAGUUGAUAAGAAAGAAGUGGUGCAACACAAACCAUCCGCAUGUGCAGGUCAUCUGCAACAACAGACCAUCCCAGUAAACACGAAAUUGAACACUGAGGACACCACAGUGUCUGCUGCUCUUGAAGAUUUGGACCAGAUCUUGAAAAGCAGCCUGGCUGGAUUGGAGCCCUCUGUGCCAAACCAGUCUUUUGUUUCUAAGGACAAUGUAGUUGCAAUAGAUACUUCACUAUAUGAAGAGAAUGAUGGGAAAAUCAAAGGGGAGACAGUCAGUGACUCUGGCUACAGUGAUAUGAGUGAUGUUGGAUCGCCUGCUAGUAGCUGUGGGUCUCCAGAUAGUGACUAUUCCUCGGGACUAGAUGAAAUCUGGGAAGACUCUUUUACUGAGCUUUUCCCUUCAUUGUUGUAAGGGUUUAGACCUUUACUUAAAAAAAAAGACUUAAAGCUUUCAAUUAUGUAUAUAGUAAAUGUCUAAUACAGAAUUCGAGAGAAAAUAAUUAAAUUUGCAUUUAUUUAAUAUAUUUUGGUGGGAAGCAGGUUGCCCCCUUGUACAUAUUUAUUGUUUCAAUAUUGUCCUUAGAAAUAAAAAUGUUAAAUUCUA